UGACCCAUUCCAGGAGCUGGUUCCUCUCUCGGAUGCGCAGACUUUGGGGAAGUGUCUGGCUCCAAGGGACGGACGAUCACAGAUAUUUGUAAGAGCUCAGUUGCUAUUUAGGUAGCCCAUUGAAGGAGCAGAUUCACCUGGCAGCAGCAUCCUGUUACACCCAGCAUGGAGCUCAGCGUCCUCUUCCAUCUCCUGGCUUCUCUCCAGAUCCUUCCCCAGCUGGCGUCACCUGCAGCCCCCCUGCAAGCCCCAAGGGUCAUCAUGGACCCCCAGCACCCUGUGUAUUUCCCGGGGGAGCGUCUCACCCUCAGAUGCUUGGCCCCUGGCGGGGAGGCCGUGAGCAGCUACCAGUUCUACAAUCAGCGUGGGGAGCGAGUCUUCACGGAAACCACCAGCCUGUCCGGGGGGCCCUGGCUGGUCCUGACGGCUGAGACAGGGAAGGCCGGGGCGUACAGCUGUGAGUACUGGGCAGUGAGAGACGGGAGGCCCAUCUACUCUGCACGAAGCCAGCCUCUCCUGGUACCAGUGAUGGAUUUCCCUCUUGCGCCAUCCAUCUCUGCGAUUUCUGAUUCCUCCGGGAAGAGCCCUGUUACCAUCGUAUGCUCAGCCCCUCAGGGACAUGUGGCUAAAAGGUACCAGUUCCUGAGGCAGGGGAAUGUCAUUGUCUCACAGUCGGGUGCCCGUCUCCAGCUCCGUCAAUCUGAUUUGGACGCUACCGGCCCUUACACCUGCAGCUAUGAGGUCAAUGUCUCAGGGAGAAUGAUCCAGUCACUACCGAGUGACCCCCUCUCAAUCCAUCUGACAGGGCCUUCCGUGCUCCCGGAAACCUUUCGGCCAACUCUGCAGCUGUCACCAACGGGUCCUGAGUUCACCACCGGAGAUUCUGUUACCCUGACGUGCUCAGCUCCCAGCUGGGAGAAGAAGAUGGGGUUCUGCUUCCUCAAGGCCGGGGCACAAGUGGCAUGCACAAGACAGGCGCUGGAGGACUCUCAGAGUUACCAGAUUGGCAGACUCAGCAUGGAGGAUUCUGGUUCAUACACCUGUAUGUACCGGGUAGCUGAACCUGGGCAGGAGAUCUCCUCCCUAGAGAGCCAGCCCAUCUCCAUCACAGUCACAGCUCCUCCACUGGCCCCCCAACUCUCUCUGCAUCCCAAGCUCCCCAUGUACCUGCCCGGGGAGAAGGUCACCCUCACCUGCUCAGUCCCCCACGGCAAGGAGGUGGCGGGGUUCAGGUUCCACCAGCACAGAGGGGAUCAGACCCCUGAAGAGCUGCCAGCUGCCAGCGGGGGGCCCUGGAUGGAGCUCAUGGCGCAGAUGGGGAAUGACGGCUCCUACACCUGUCAGUACUGGAGACGGGAGGCCGGGCAGGAGAUUGUAUCUGAGAACAGUAACAGCAUCACUGUACCAGUGUCAGAUCCACCUCCACAGCCAGAGCUGAGUGUGGAUCCCCCAUCCGGAGUGGUGGGCGAAGGGCUCCCCCUGCUCAUCACCUGCAUGGCCCCUGAGGAUGCCAGCGAGCGGAGGUUUCAUUUCUACAAGGAUGGAGCCGAACUCAUCCCCAGGGACGUGGGUUCUGAGAUCAGCACUGGCACCAGCUCUAUGAAUGUCUCUGUGGUCAGCAUCCCACAGGGCGGUCCCAAGAGCUUCGCGGAAUUCACCUGUGGGUACAAGAAGAAUAUUAGCGGAAGGUGGAUCCUCUCCCACAGGAGCCGGGCUGUGAAUGUCACUGUGACAGCGAAGGCUUCUCCAGGCUCCAUUCAGGCCUGGCCUCCGUGGAUCCCCCAGGUGGCCGGAUGCAUCGGGGCCGCAGCUCUGCUCCCCCUGCUGCUUCUCCUCAUCUGCCACUGCAGGAGAAGGAAAGGUGGUGUCGUGGCAGAGACACAGCCCCUGUAUGUCAACAGACAUCCCAGGGCCGGCACAGCUCUGCAGCAACGAAGCCGUGAUGGGCAGGUCCAGCCGGUGACCCACAACCAGCCAGCGCGGCCCAACAGCCCUGGAGAGAAGCCCGUAGUGGGUCGAAACCCCCAGGAACGGGGCAAGAGAGAAGAGGAUGCAGAUGCCAGGGCGAUCAAUACCGUCUAUUCCAUGCUGUGUCCCCCUAGUGCCGUGGCCCAGCAGAGGGGAGGAAAGGAAGUCUCAGAGGCUGUGGUGUACAGCGAAAUCCCAUUUGGAGCCUUCAACCUCCAGCUUUCUGGAACUGGAGUCCAGGAGCUGUGAUAAAAACUGUGAGCCCCCUGAACAGUGGCUGGAGGCAGAGGACUUCGCUGUCGCCUACACGAUCACCCCGAUGCCCAGCUCCGCCGCCCCUCCAGUGCCAUCGUCGGUGAAAUGAACUGAAGCCGGGAGGAGCAAACAGGGCCAUGUGUACAGAGGUGUUACCCUGACACCUCCAGCGAGAACCUCAGUGAAGAGAGGGGGUGUCAGGAAUUCCCUUUCACCAGACGGUUGGACGUUUUGACACUUGGUUUCAUUUCUCUUCAGAGUGAAAACUAGAGCUGUCAAAAUCCACCCGAAAGCGCCCAGCACUCGCCCAGAUACGGGAGAGCCACGUUCUCCAAAUCAAGCUGAAGAAAGACUAUUAGUUCUACAAAGUGGAACCGCCCCCAGCAGAAGAGAUCAGAGCCAGGGGGGUUAGAGCCAUGAUCUGGGAGAUACAAGUUCAAAUCCCAGCUCCACUUGACUGGGAGCAAGACUGUUGAACCUCUUAAGAGCAGACUUUUCCAUGGUUCGGUCGACAUGAGCUGCCUUGCACAAACCUAACUCUGCUCUGUAGACCAGGCCUCAGAUAUGGGCUGUAGUUGGCCAUAGACAGAGACACAGGGUUUAAGGCCCAAAAGGGUCCAUCAUGGGCCACUAAGCAGCACCUAGCUGCCCCAUAACAAGCCCACGCACCAGAAUUAGACCCAAUUAGACCCAGCCCUCAAGAAACUGAACUAUGCGAGCCAGUCUCAGAAGAGGCGGGGGCCGCGCACCGAUUGAGUGAGAUAUACAAGAGGAGCCAGAAAGACCCUACAACCUUAGAAAGUACAAAGCAGAAUGGCCUGGAGAUGGGGGCUCUUUGAACAAGCAGAUCUGGGCAUGUGUUGAGGGACAUUGUCUGGUUCCAAUGCCAGCCUCUGAACUGCCCAGAAAACCUGCCAUCAGAGACACGACUGCAGGGAAAACACACAGCCCCUUUGGGACUGUCAAGGUUCCUUCCCCACUCUGAGCUCUAGGGUACAGAUGUGGGGACCUGCAUGAAAACCUCCUAAGUUUACUUUUACCAGCUUAGGUUAAAACUUCCCCAAGGAACAAACUGUUUUACCUUUUGCCCUUGGACUUUCGCUGCCACCACCAAACGUCUAAACAGUAUUAUUAGGAAAGAGUCCGUUUGGAAACAUCUUUGCCCCCAAAAUCCGCCCAAACGUUACACCCCCCUUUCCUGGGGAAGGUUUGAUAAAAAUCCUCACCAAUUUGCAUAGGUGAACACAGACCCAAACCCUUGGGACUUAAGAACA
Chelonia mydas (Green sea turtle) is the source of this 3497-nucleotide messenger RNA. Its product is annotated as Fc receptor-like protein 5. Lineage: Eukaryota; Metazoa; Chordata; Testudines; Cheloniidae. The coding region runs from base 166 to 2217 and encodes 683 amino acids. The record is from RefSeq and is a predicted model, not a curated record. The transcript has 14 exons. Gene Ontology annotation, molecular function: transmembrane signaling receptor activity. Gene Ontology annotation, biological process: cell surface receptor signaling pathway.